ACUCGUGAUAACCUCAACAGAACCGCAACAACUUGGGAAAAGAAAGCGGACACUAAGCCAGAGAGUCUUAGAGACCCGCGACAAUGUCGCCCUGACGGGCAUGAGUAGCAUUGAUUGAAUAUGGACACAGCAACCAUGACGCAAUCAAUGGGCGGGGCAGCGGCAGGGGCGACGGUCGAGCUAGAAAAGCUCAUUGCGCUCUUCACCGGCCCAAAUUCAGCGGACCUGUAUGAUAGGCAUGUUGCAGCGAUGCAGCGGUUAUGUAGGAACAAUGCGGCAGGCUUCGCCAUCCGCGACCUGCCGAAGGUCCAGCAGGUGCUGGAGCUCUCUGUGGCACUGCUCAAGCGUGGCAGCACAGGCUUUGUGGAGCCCCUUUGUGAGCUCGUCGGCACCUUUUCCAAGCCAUUCAUCCGGCGAACAGCCACGGAUGAAUUCAAAAUGCUCAACCACAUCACGAGCCUGCUGAUGACCGUCGGCGACAUCUUCCGGUCACCAGGCAUGCCGCCGCAGCUCGUGGCGGUGGCAGCGCAGACAAUCAGCACAUUCGCCAACGCGUACGGCAACCGGCCCAACGCCCUGGACCUGGCGUCACAACAUGUGGAGGCGGAGGGGCCGCAGCGGCAGUACCUCACCAACCAGGGCCUGCUGGGCAAGAGCGGUGUGGUGGCUGACGUCAUCGUGGCGCUGGCCCGCUCCGCCCUCGCCGACCGCGAGCCGCCCACCUCGCCCUCCGCACGUGGCGGCGCGCCCGACCCCGCAGAGCAGGCGCGCGCGCUGGCGGCGCCGCUGCUGACGGCGCUGCUGGCGGUGUCCUACAACGCGGAGAGCUGCACUGCCAUGGUGGAAGCCGGCGUGCUGCAGUGCAUCGCGGCGCUGCUGGGGCGGGGGCCACAUGCGGACACCAGCGGCGCGACCGUGGAGCUGCUGUGGAACCUGCUGGAGCAGGCGCCGGCGCUGGCGCGCGCGGCGCUCAGCCGGUCGCUGCCUUCGCUGGAGGCCCUGGCGGCGGGCGCGGGGCUGCCGGUGCCGGCGGGCGGGAAGGCGUCGGCCCGCGCGAACGGCGAGGAGGCGGCGGAGCAGCAGCGGAACGGCAGCCAGGAUGGCAGUGCCGGCGCAGGGGCAGGGGCGUCGUUCUCGGGUGGUGGCGGCGGCAGCCGCAGCGCCCUGCCGCCCAUGGCGUCAGGGGCGGGCUCGCGGCUGGUGAACGGCUCGCGGCUUGGCAGCCCGGGCGGCGGCGCCGGCAUCGGCAGCAUCCCCGUUUCGCGCGGUAGCGUUGCUGCGUCGGGGCUGAGUGGCAUUGCGGAGGGCAGCGCCCGCGGCGACGGCGCCAGCAGUGACGCCGGCGCCGGCAGUGAGCCCGCCUCGCCCUCCCGUGGCGCCGGCCAUGACGACGGGUCCGAUUGGCAGCAGCUGCCGGACGGCGCCUCCGCCGGCAGCGGCUCGGUCUACGAGGCCGCGGUCAGCCUGCGCGCCUCGUCGCCCGGCGGCGCCUCCGCGCUCGACGAGUUCGGCGAGGAGCCGGACAUACGGCCGCUGCGCGGCGGCGGCGGCCUGGCAAUGGUGGCGGAAGAGUCCUCCGGCUACGGUUCGGAGCCGCCGCCGCCGCCGCCGGACGCGCCGGUGGUGCAGGCGCUUGCGGACGCGCUGGGCGGGCUGCUGCGGGAGCUGCUGCUGAACGGCUUCAGUAAGGCCGACAAGGAGCUGCGCAACGACUGCAUGCUGGUGAUGGGGCUGCUGCUGGAGGACGCGGCGUUCGCCGCCGCCGCCUCGUACAGCGGUGUGUUCGAAGCGCUCAUCGCGGCCGGCACCUGCCCCGAGCUGGGCUCCGCGCCGGCGCUGGUCGCCAACUACGCGCUGAGCACGGACGUGCUGGACCACGAGCUGCGGCUGCUGGUGUGGGCGGCGCUGGUGCAGGGCUGCCUGCGCCCCGAGGUGCUGGAGCAGGCGGUGGCCAGCGGCCUGGUGCGCGUGCUGCUGCUGUACGUCAGCCCCGGCGAGCCGCACCCCGCGGUACGGCGCUGGAACUCCGACCAGCUCGCCACGCUGCGCUCCGGCGCCCUGUCGCGGCUGCACACGCUGUCGCCGCUCUGCCCCGAGGAGUACGAGCGCGCGGGCGGGCCGGGCACGCUGCUGGCCUUCGCCGGCUCCUCCCCCGGCGCCACCCACCUGGAGGCGGCGCUGCGCCACCUGCACCGGCUGUUCUCCAUGGUCCCCGAGACGCGGGACGCGCUGGGCUCGGCGGGGAUCAUUCCCGUGCUGCUGGCCGUGGUGGCGGACACGGUGGGCAGCGGCGGCGGCGGCGGAACCAUGGGCCACCUGGCGGGCGAGCGCGCCGGCAACGGCCACGGCGCGCUGACGGGUGUGGGCUCGUUGCAGCCGGAGCCGGUGCGCCACUUCGCACUGCUGUGCCUCACAGCGUUGUGCUCCGUGCACGCGGAGAACCAGCGGCGGCUGCGCAAGGCGGGCGGCGUGGGGGUGCUGCUGGGGGCACUGGAGAAGCUGCGCGGGCUGGACCCGCUGCUGCCUGCGCCCUACGCGGUGGCGGUGCUGGACUGCAUCUGGGCGGCGGUGGUGCCGGACCGCAAGUCGGCGGCCAAGCUGCUGGUGGACGGCGGGAUGGAGGCGCUGCUCGGCCACCUGGAGCAGGGCAACAAGAGCCACAGGCCCAUCGUGCUGCGUGUGCUGUCCGACCUGCUGGAGAACCCGCGCAGCCACCCCUUCUUCCACGACUGGCAGUCCGACCUGAACAAGCAGACCGCGGCGCACCUGCUGCUGUCCGUGUGGAUGGAGGAGGACUCGCUGCGCGGCAUCACGGGUCCGGACGGCAUGCUGGCCAACACGGCGCGGCCGCUGGCGGGGCUGGGCAAGCGCACCAAGUGGCUGCCGCCUGAGAACGUGGCGUACGGCAACAUGAGCCCGGCCAAGAAGGAAACGCUGUCGAUCAUGCUGGACGCGCUGCCGAGUGAGAUCGUGCUGGCAAAGAUAUAUGGCAUCUUCAAGGUGCUGGGCUUCGACGCCUGCCCCUACCUGGACCCAGCCGACCACGCCGUGCUGGCGGCUGUGGAGAAGUACGCCAAGUUCCGACAAGGCGAGGUGUGGCGGGCCAUACAGGCCCAGUUCGCCGAGAGCGGCGUCAAGCCCACCGCGCCGGACAGGGCCCGACUGGAGAGCGGCAUCGAGAUGAGCGAGAGCCUGGCGGCGGCGGUGCGCGAGGCGCAGGCGCGGCUGCUGGGCCGGGCGCAGGAGGGGCAGCGCGCGGCCGAGGCCCGGCUGUUUGAGGGCAUGCGGCAGCAGGCGCGGCUGGAGGCGGAGUACCGGACCAUCGCGCUGCAGGAGAAGACGCCGCUGACGCUGGCUGAGAUGCGGCGGGCCAAGGAGCAGAAGUCGUCCAUGCUCAAAAACAGCCUGCAGAGCUUCCAGUUCCAGCACGGAGAGGAUGACUGAUGAUGAGCUGGCGACUUAAGGGGAUGGGGGGCAGCGCAGGAGGGGGGGCCGUUCGGUGCGGUGUCGCGGGGAGGACCAAAACGAGGCGUGUGCAGUAAGUUGACAGGUGCGCCGCUCGCUCAUAGGGGAUGCGUUAUUUAUGGGCAAGAGCUUCUCCUAUCAGCGGACAGCGGUGCAGUCUAGACGCGCAUAUAUAUAAUGUAAGACAAUGUGCCC
This is a messenger RNA of Chlamydomonas reinhardtii, 3660 nucleotides long. RefSeq lists its product as uncharacterized. Gene Ontology annotation, molecular function: protein binding. The record is from RefSeq and is a predicted model, not a curated record. NCBI's taxonomy places the organism in Eukaryota, Viridiplantae, Chlorophyta, Chlorophyceae, Chlamydomonadales, Chlamydomonadaceae. Bases 136 to 3444 code for a protein of 1102 amino acids. The transcript is spliced from 11 exons.